Cyclopterus lumpus (lumpfish) is the source of this 2142-nucleotide messenger RNA. RefSeq names its product interleukin 1 receptor accessory protein-like 1a (gene il1rapl1a). The record is from RefSeq and is a predicted model, not a curated record. Gene Ontology annotation, biological process: negative regulation of exocytosis; signal transduction. Lineage: Eukaryota; Metazoa; Chordata; Actinopteri; Perciformes; Cyclopteridae. The transcript has 11 exons. Bases 1 to 2142 code for a protein of 713 amino acids.
AUGCCGUCAUUAUCAACUGCAGACAAGCGCAAGUGUCAGCAGAGAUCACCGGAGGCUGUGGGCGAGCUGGAGCUCAUGGACGGCUGCACCGAUUGGUCCGUGGACUACCUGAAGUACCGGGUGCUGCAGGGCGAGCCGGUGCGGCUGAAGUGCGCCCUGUUCUACGGUUACAUCCGGGCCAACUACAGCCAGGCGCAGAGCGUGGGCCUCAGCCUCAUGUGGUACCGCAGCUCGGGCCUGGGCCACAGCGACUUCGAGGAGCCCAUCUCUUUCGACGGCGUGCGCAUGAGCAAGGAGGAGGACGCCAUCUGGUUCAGACCGGCCGACCUCCAGGACGUGGGCCUCUACUCCUGCGUGUUACGGAACUCCACGUACUGCAUGAAGGUGUCCAUGUCUCUGACUGUGGCGGAGAACGACACAAACCUGUGCUACAACUCCAACAUGAGACGAGCCGAGAAGGCUGAGCUCAGCAAGACCAAAGACAUCCUCUGUCCCGACAUCGAGGACUACGUGGAGCCUGGCAAAGAGCCGGACAUCACCUGGUUCAAGGAGUGCCGUCCGAAGCAGUGGCGCGCCAGCAUCAUCCAGAAGAGAGACAUCCUGUCCAUCCAGGAGGUGAAGGAAGACGACAUUGGGAAUUACACCUGUGAAGUCCAGUUUGGGGGCUUCGUGGUGAGGAGGACGACUGAGCUCACCGUCACCGCUCCUUUGACCGACAAGCCGCCGAAGAUCCUGUUUCCUUCGGAAAACAAGAUGAGCAGCAUGGAGCUGCAGCUAGGAAGCGCUUUGAACCUGACCUGCCGGGCGUUUUUCGGCUACAGCGGCGACGUCAGCCCGCUCAUCUACUGGAUGAAGGGAGAGAAGUUCAUCGAGGACUUGGACGAGGAGCGGAUCCAGGAGAGCGACAUCAAGAUUGUGAGGGAGCAUCUCGGCGAGCAGGAAGUGGCCAUUUCCUUGACGAUUGACUCUUUGGAGGAGGAGGACCUGGGAAAUUAUUCCUGUUACGUGGAAAACGGUAACGGCCGUCGCCAAGCGACCAUCCAGCUCUUCAGACAGGCAGAGCUCAUGUACACCGUGGAGCUGGCGGGAGGGCUGGGAGCGAUCCUGCUGCUGCUCAUCUUCCUCAUCUCCCUCUACAAAUGCCACAAGAUCGAGCUGAUGCUCUUCUACAGGAGGCACUUUGGCAGCGAAGAUGUUGACGGAGAAAACAAAGACUACGACGCCUACCUGUCCUACACCAAAGUGGACCCUGACCAGUGGAGUCAGGAGACCAGGGAGGAGGAGCGCUUCGCCCUGGAGAUCCUCCCCGACGUCCUGGAGAAACAUUACGGCUACAAACUCUUCAUCCCAGAUCGGGACCUCAUCCCAACAGGAAGUCUCACCAAUGAGCAUUACCAGGACGAAACACGACUCUUUGGAGCCUACAUAGAGGACGUGGCGCGCUGCGUGGACCAGAGCAAGCGCCUCAUCAUCGUCAUGACGCCCAACUACGUGGUGCGGCGAGGCUGGAGCAUCUUUGAGCUGGAGACGCGGCUGCGCAACAUGCUGGCGACCGGCGAGAUCAAGGUCAUCCUGAUCGAGUGCGCCGAGCUGCGCGGCAUCAUGAACUACCAGGAGGUGGAGGCUCUCAAGCACACCAUUAAAACCCUCACCGUCAUCAAGUGGCGCGGCGCCAAGAGCAACAAGCUCAACUCCAAGUUCUGGAAGCAGCUGCAGUACGAGAUGCCGUUCCGGCGCACGGAGCCCAUGCUCACCCACGAGCCGGCGCUGGACGUCAGCGAGCAGGGCCCCUUCGGAGAGCUGCAGACCGUCUCGGCCAUCUCCAUGGCCGCGGCCACCUCCACCGCCAUGGCGACCGCCCACCCCGAGCUGCGCUCCACUUUCCACAACACCUACCACACCACCAUGAGGCAGAAACACUACUACCGCAGCUACGAGUAUGACUUACCCCCGGGGGGGACCCUGCCACCUCUCUCCUCUCUGGGGAACCAGCACACCUACUGCAACAUCCCACUGACACUGCUGAACGGACAGAGGCCCCCCGGGAAGAGCCGAGAGCACAGCCUGGAGGAGGCGCACGCCAACAACGCCAUGCUCCCUCUGCUGCCGAGGGAAACCAGCAUCUCCAGCGUCAUCUGGUAA